AUGGAGAUUUCCCGCAAAGCCGGCGGCCCCGAGGGUCAACGCGCGACGCUGUGGAGCGCGAUGGAACGCGACCUGUGCCACAUCUGCGGCGAAGCCGAUCCGGACUUUUGGGGCAUCGAGGGCGACCUCAUCGUCAUGUGCGACGGCUGCGACGAGCAGGCGCACCUGUCCUGCUACGGCCUCACGGAGGUGCCGGAAGGGGACUGGUUCUGCCAAGGCUGCGUCGACGGCGUCAAAGUCGGCCCGGGCAUGCCGGACGACUCGGGGAUGUGCGCGCUGUGCCCGGUCCCCGGCGGCGUUCUCGCGCGCGUGCAACCGCCAUCUCGAUGGGCCACGGACUGGGGCGCCGACGGCUCGCACGCGCACUUGUGCUGCGCGUCGAGCCUCAGCGAAGUCGCGGUGACGCCGUCUACGACGUGCGCGCCCGUCAUCGACAUGUCGCGCGUGAAGAACUCCCGGAUGGCGCUCAUGUGCGGCCUGUGCGGACUCGCGGGCGGGUGCGUGCAGUGCUCGAUGAAGAACUGCUUCCAGGGGUUCCACGUCCUGUGCGCGCGCGCGGCGGGGUUG
Micromonas pusilla CCMP1545 is the source of this 567-nucleotide messenger RNA. RefSeq lists its product as uncharacterized. Lineage: Eukaryota; Viridiplantae; Chlorophyta; Mamiellophyceae; Mamiellales; Mamiellaceae. Gene Ontology annotation, biological process: regulation of transcription by RNA polymerase II. The record is from RefSeq and is a predicted model, not a curated record. The transcript has a single exon. The annotation marks the transcript as partial.